GCCGGGCUGGUCACACUGGCACCCUGUGGCGAGCACAUUGAACGUAAAAAAUAAUAAUAACAACAAUAAAUUGCAAAUAUUCAUAAACAUGCAUAGACGCCGUACACCCAAGACACUGAGCAAACCGCCGCCCAUUCAAGGUCCUCCCAAAAAGACCAUUCCCGAGGCAGAACCAGCACAGAACCCAGCACCGUCGACGCCCGACGGCGUGCAGUUCGAACUGGAGCUGUGCUGGUGCGUCCAGCAGCUGCAGGAUGCCCUCAACGGCGGCAAACUGAGCCAGAAACUGGCCGAAGACACCGCCAAGAACCUGAAGAUCCUCACCAGUUCGACGGCGCCGCUGAUCAGGAAGCGGCAGGUGAUGAAGCAAUCCAUGGGCGACUACCGAGCCAAGAUGCAGCAGGAGGAGAAGAAGCUGAUGUUGGCUUCUAAGCAGGUGAAAUUCACACCUGCCGCUGCAGCUCCAAAGAAAUCAAGCUUCGUGAAGAAGUCGGCGCUGUUGACUACAGGCAAAGAUUUCCGCUUCGACUUUGCCUUGCCAGCCGACACAAAUGAGAACAGCGGCGUCUCCGCAUCCCAGCCAGUUCAGACUUCCAGCUUGCCACAAAGCAGCGCUGGAACACCCUUCAAGUUCAAUUUCACCAUUGAGGAGGAGUCGGCGAACAACCUUAACUUAAGCGGCCUGAUGCUAACGUAGAAAAUAAUAAUAAAUAGUAAUGAUCCAGCUUA
This is a messenger RNA of Drosophila kikkawai, 729 nucleotides long. Its product is annotated as UPF0488 protein CG14286. NCBI's taxonomy places the organism in Eukaryota, Metazoa, Arthropoda, Insecta, Diptera, Drosophilidae. The record is from RefSeq and is a predicted model, not a curated record.